This is a messenger RNA of Fragaria vesca subsp. vesca, 1599 nucleotides long. RefSeq names its product heat shock cognate 70 kDa protein-like. The record is from RefSeq and is a predicted model, not a curated record. Gene Ontology annotation, biological process: protein refolding; cellular response to unfolded protein. NCBI's taxonomy places the organism in Eukaryota, Viridiplantae, Streptophyta, Magnoliopsida, Rosales, Rosaceae. Gene Ontology annotation, molecular function: ATP-dependent protein folding chaperone; heat shock protein binding; ATP hydrolysis activity. Gene Ontology annotation, cellular component: cytoplasm. Bases 1 to 1599 code for a protein of 532 amino acids. The transcript is spliced from 2 exons.
AUGGCAGGAUCAGUGAAAGGACAUGCAAUUGGAAUUGAUCUCGGGACAACAUACUCUUGUGUGGCAGUGUGGCAGCACGAUCAUGUUGAAGUGAUUGUGAAUGAUCAAGGAAAUAGGACUACUCCAUCAUGUGUUGCCUUCACUGAUACAGAAGAGUUGGUAGGAGAGGCAGCACUUAACCAGGUCAUGAGAAAUCCGGAGAACUCUACCUUUGAUUCAAAGCGGUUAAUUGGUAGGAAAUUCAGUGACACCUUGGUUCAAAGUGACAUGAAGUUCUGGCCAUUCAAGGUGAUCGGAGGUCCUAGUGACAAGCCUCUCAUUGUGGUUACUCACAAAGGCAGAGAGAAACAAUUUGGUGCUGAGGAAAUCUCAUCUAUGGUUCUUGCAAAGAUGAAAGAAACUGCUGAAGCGUACCUUGGAUCAACUGUGGAUAAUGCUGUCAUCACUGUCCCUGCCUAUUUCAAUAACUCACAGCGUGAGGCUACAAAACAUGCUGCCGUUAGUGCUGGCCUAAAGGUGAUGCGUAUUAUGAACGAACCAACUGCUGCAGCCAUUGCUUAUGGCCUUGACAACAAAACCGGCUGGUACAGCAAGAGAAAUGUGCUCAUAUUUGAUUUGGGUGGAGGGACAUUGGAUGUGUCACUACUUACCAUAGGUGAUGGUGUCUUUGAAGUUAAGGCCACAGCUGGAGAUACACACCUUGGAGGUGAAGACUUUGACAACAAAAUGGUGAACUAUUGUGCUGAGCAGUUCAAGAGGAAGCAUGAAUUGGAUGUCAGUGGAAACUCCAAAGCUCUAAGAAAGUUAAGAAGCGCCUGUGAAAAGGCAAAGAGAAGACUUUCGUUUACAUCUGCAACAGACAUUGAAAUUGAUAGUUUGCAUCAAGGUAUCGACUUCUAUGUAACUUUUACUCGUGCCAAAUUUGAACAACUCAACAAUGAUUUCUUCAUGAGGUGUAUGGUGCCUGUAAAUAAGUGUUUGAGGGAUGCUAGAAUGGAAAUAAGCAGUGUCCAUGAUGUUGUUCUUGCGGGUGGGUCUUCUCGAAUUCCCAAGGUGCAACAACUGUUACAGGAUGUGUUUAUGGGGAAGAAGCUGUGCAAGAGCCUCAACCCUGAUGAGGCUAUAGCACAUGGUGCCGCUAUUCAGGCUGCUGUUUUGAAUGGUAAAAAUGUACUUGGGAAGCUUCAACUCUUCACUCUAUUGGAUGUCAUCCCUAUGUCACUUGGGGUGGGAAGUGCCAAAGUUUCCAAAGAUGGUAGAUUGGAGCCGUUCAUGAAUGUCUUGAUUCCAAGAAACUCGAGAAUUCCCCUAAGGAAGAGAGAUGGGGUUACUACUGUUAGUGACAACCAACCUUUUGUCAGCUUUCCCAUUUAUGAGGGUGAGAGUAGUAUACCCAAAGAUAAUAACUUUUUGGGUAAGCUAUUGCUUGAUGGCAUUCCUCCAGCUCCUAGAGGUGUUCCCAGAAUCUACAUCUGCUUUGAUAUUGAUGCCAAUGGUAUCCUGAGUAUAUCAGCCGAGGACAAGUCCACUGGCCAAAAGAAAGAGAUUACGAUCAACAGUGAUCGAACAGCCAGUGAAGGAAUUGAGCCAGUGAAGUAA